Molecule: messenger RNA, 2792 nt
Organism: Dinoponera quadriceps
Lineage: Eukaryota; Metazoa; Arthropoda; Insecta; Hymenoptera; Formicidae
Exons: 3
Coding region: 370-1038 (222 amino acids)
Source: RefSeq, a predicted model, not a curated record
ACGUGCCUCCCGUUCCUCUCGUGCAGUUUCGAAGUAGUCUCGCGACUGUCGAGAGCACGUUAACGCACCGCUCCGUACUCCGUGCGAGAAAGAGAGAGAGAGAGAGAGAGAAAGUUCACCGAUCCUGCGAAGCAGCUCUCCGUGGCCGAACACCGCGCUUCCCUCCGACUUCUGCUGUCACGUGCGGGGUCAUCCGCGGGCUUCCGCGUGCGGGGUGCGACCCCGGUGUGUGUCUCCCCUUCGCCGCCGUGGAGGAGGAAAUCGGCGAGCGAGCAAACGCCAGGGAGCGCCGGCAUUUCCGAGCGAAGGCGAAAUCUCGAGAGUGGAAGCUCGUCCUCCCUUAAAAUCACUCUCUAAUCGGACUGCGCGAUGGCGCGACAGCAGACGGUGGACCGCAACAUCCCUCAUCUGAGGGACAUCUUCGGCUUCGGCAGCAAGUGGGACAACAACACGCGCGGGCAAACGGAGGAGAAGGCGCCCGGUCACGACAGCGCCGUAUCGAUGGGCUCGACGUCCGGCGAGGAGGAGAGCCCGAAGAACAGCAAGAAGAAGAAGUCCCGUCGCCGCGGCGACAACAGCAAGACCCUGACCGAGAGCGACGUUAAGCACCUCGAGCGGCACCUGUCGAUGAAGAAGACCAUACGGAAGAAGAUAAUGCGCGACCUGCAGCAGGCGUUCGUCGAGGACCCGAACGAGUUCCGGGUGGACGACAUACCGCCGGAGCAGCUCAAGGCGGAAAUCAAUAUCCAGAGCCUGAGCUUCGGCACGCCGUCCCAGAAGCAGGGACGCACGCGCGGCAACGCCGAGAGCACGUUCCUCGACAUGUUGCGCGGCGGCGGUCUGGAGAAAAGCGGGACGGACGGCGACCGGGACUCGGGACACGGCGGCUCGCCUACGAGGGAGGCGCCCAGCGCCCAGGAUACGGACGACGAGUCGAGCUACGCGUCGUACGAGGCGGCGGCGCCAGCCGCGACGCCCACGAAGAAGAGCGGCAAUUUUUGGAGACGCUUCACCAUGAAGAGCCGCAAUAAGCGGUAAACGCCGUCUCCUCUCCCAGUUAGUCGCCGAGAGAGAAGGAAUGAGAGAGAAGCUAGCGCGAACAGAGCGAGAGAGAGAGAGAGAGAGAGUACCGACACUUUAUUCUCCGUCUCUUUUAACGAUUCUUACCGACACCGUAUAUAGUUAACGAAGCAGAGCUUGCAACUGUGAUAUACAUAAAAACCGAUUAAUCUCUCUGCCUCCUCCUUGACCCUGAUUCUGUCUGUCCGUCUGUCCAUCCUCCUCGCCAACGAGGUGGUUCCCACGUGGAGUUUUUUUAAGUGGAAAUUCACCAAGUGAAUGUUUAAUCUCUCACCGAUGACGAUCGAGGACCAACUGAUACACCGGUAGAACCGUAGCAAAGGUCCGUCGCUGACGACCGAACGUACAAAUCUCGGACCUAAAAGCGUACGUAAGAUUUUAUACGCGAUCAGCAAAAAGUACACGGACGGACCAAUAGCGCGCUGUUAUAUCACGACAUAUCGCGAGGCUUGGACUGUCGGGAGGAGCUCGGCCGAUGAAUAACGUAAGGUGUCUUCCUCGUAAGAUACAUUUUUUGAGGCUCCUGCCUCCUCGCCGCAACCAUGUUGAUUAAUGACGUUGCAAGAACGAGAGAAAAGGUACGUUGAACAUUUUUGUGGGAUAUAUUGAGAUCAAAGGAUGUGGCUGUAAAAUGAUGAACUUGCGCUCGGUCGAGCGCGUUUGAGCAAAUAUCGGGGUAACCGGAAGAGUUUCUGCCGAUUUGAAAGUCGGUCACAAUUCUAGGGGACUUUUAUGACUGCCAACUAACGUAUGUAUAUGCGAUACAUAAUCUCGAACUGUAAGAUAAGAAUCCCAUACUUUGAUGAAUAAAAUUCAUUUGAAGACGAAGGUAUGUUUUUUUAAUUUUUUUUUUUUAAUAAGAACGGCAAAAACCUUCCUGGGUACCUGAUAUUUCGAAAGCUUUCUUCUUGCCUUUGACAGUCGACACGUAGACGCGAAAUCAACGUGACAGAAUCACGAGGAGAAACGGGCUAAAAAGUAAAGGUCUCGUGUUAAUUUUUACGGUUAUUUAUUAGAGCUGUUAAUAUUUGAUUUAGCUUCCGAAUAAGCAUCCUCCAGGUGCGAUUUCCUCCUGAAGUUUCGCGAACAUUUCAAUUUGUGUCUUCAGGUACGAGGUACGAUCCGAAAUUGCCGCUCCUACGCAGGACUUCUCCUUAUAUGGUUAUUAGGGCUAUUCAUUUUAUUAAUUUUCGAUAGAAAAUUUCGAAGCUUCGGAAGGAUCCGAAGGAAACUCCGAACUUUCGAAUUUUGGCGAGGCAAAUCCUCAAAGGUAUGUCUUUAAAAAAGUUGCAGUUUUCAUACUUUGAGGCUUCGAAGAAUACGACGAGGAAAGUUGAGAUUAGAAUAUCGCUACGUUAUAUUGACAGCGGUAGAUUAGAUAUUGCGAGCUCAAGCGGUGCCGAUUAGCAUGAGAAUGAUUAUAGAUGGCGAGUUUGAACGAUUCUUUAACAUUUUAAAAACCUUGUAAUAUCCUACGUCGUUUCGAAGCUUCGAAUGUCGAAGCUUUCGAAAGAAGAAACAUCAGCCCUAUUGUUUAUUAAUGCGAAAGGAAAGCUUUCGAAAUAUUAAAAAAGAAAAUGUACAAAUGUUGCAUCAAAGGAGCGGGAGUCUCGAAGAUACGCGAGACAUGCAUGUAGCGUGAAGAAGCGGGGUAUUUCGGAACGAAGCGACCGAUCGAUCGAAUUUCGGACGCGCGUUCGUUCAAGAAUCGU